AUGCCUGCUACAGUGCAGGAGCAGGGGAGUAGUAUCGAACUGAGGAUCGUGCUGGUGGGAAAGACUAGAGUGGGGAAAAGUGCCACCGGAAACACUAUCCUGCAAAAAGAAGCAUUCAAAUCUGAGUUGUCUAGCUCAUCUGUGACCUCAGACUGUGACAAAGCCGAAGCAAAUAUAAAUGGAAGAAAUGUUGCAGUAAUUGACACUCCGGGCCUUUUUGACACCAGAUUUUCAAAUGAAGAAAUUAUAGAAAGGAUUAAGAAAUGCAUGUCCUUGUGUGCCCCGGGCCCUUAUGUUAUUCUAGUGGUUCUCCAACUGGGAAGAUUCACAAAAGAAGAAAAAGAAACUGUGGAAAUAAUCAAAGAGAUUUUUGGAGAAGGUUCUGCACAUUAUAUUAUGGUGCUCUUCACACAUGGACGUGGGCUGGAGAAAAGCAAGAAGAAUAUUCAUGACUUUGUUCAUGAAAGUCCUGAGCUGGAGAAAUUUACUCAAACCACCAGUGGACAAUAUCAUGUGUUCAGCAAUGAGGACACAGAUUCAAAACAGGUCGACAUCCUGCUCGAACAGAUUGAUCAGCUGAUUAUCAAAAAGGGUGGAAAGCACUACACUAAUAAAAUACUGCAAGAGGCUGAAGAAGCAAUUAAAGAGGAACAGUUAAGACUUCAAAACGAAACACAUAUGGAUGAAAAGCAGGCCAGAGAGAAAGCAGAAAGAAGUAAUAACUUCCUUAAAACUGGUGCUGGUAUUGCAACGGCUAUGAGUGUAACAGCUCUUGGAGCAAAAGAACCUCUGAGGCUGGUGGUGCUCGGGCUUCAGGGUGUGGGGAAAAGUGCAACAGGUAACACCAUCCUGGGCAAUGAAGAGUUUCAAUCAGACAUCAGCUCCAGUGUUACACUGCAGACUGAAAGCAGGGAAGGUCUGGUAUGUGAUAGAAAUGUGAUGGUGGUGGACACUCCAGGCCUCUUCAACAGCACACUCUCAGACACAGAGGUGAAACAGGAGAUAAGGAAAGCUCUGACCUUCUGCCAUCCAGGACCCAAUGCCUUUCUUAUUGUUAUCCAGCUGGGACGCUUUACAGAGCAAGAGGGAAGUGUGAUGGACAGGCUGACCGAAAUUUUGGACUCAAAGUUUAAUCAGUACUCCAUGGUGCUGUUUACUUAUGGAGACAAACUGAAGAACAAAACAAUAGAUCAGUUUGUGACAGAAGACAAAAACCUGCUGAAACUCGUCAGCAAAUGUGAGGGACGGUACCAUGUGUUCAAUAAUGCUGAUGCAGAAAAUAAAGAUCAGGUUAGCAAGCUCUUAGAGAAAAUAGACCGCAUGAUCACAGGAAGAAAAAAACAGCCAUUUUAUGUAAAGGGUGGGAAAAAAUGCCAGUAUCCAUGGAUAUACAUUGCUGUGCCGGUUUUAACAUUAUUAGCAAUUACAAUGUUAUAUACAAAGAAGCAAGUACCAGCAGAUGAGAUGACUGAGAAUGGGAGUGUAUUUAACUGGAAAACUCUCAUUCCCAUAGCUAUAGUGUUUGGGACAGGCUGGUGUAUCCUGAGGAAAUUACAGAAAUAACUCUUGCAAUGAAAUUAUUGUAAAAGUCUAAAUGUUAAUGAAAUUAAAAUUAACUUUGAUUAAAUAUAAAUAUAAAAAAUAACAGAUUUUUAAAAAUGAUUAUUCAAAACCUCUUCUUAUACACUAUAAUCUCACUAAUUUAGA
Molecule: messenger RNA, 1707 nt
Organism: Clarias gariepinus (North African catfish)
Lineage: Eukaryota; Metazoa; Chordata; Actinopteri; Siluriformes; Clariidae
Product: GTPase IMAP family member 8-like
Exons: 4
Coding region: 1-1563 (520 amino acids)
Molecular function (GO): GTP binding
Source: RefSeq, a predicted model, not a curated record